AUGGAGGAAGAUGCGCCUUCCAGUGAGAGGGACUUUGCUCCAAUGGAGCCUGUUCGAACAUUACCUUACAACUAUGAACAGGAUAUUGAGUUGGAUGGGACUAUAGAAGGAGUAAGAGUGGUAGAUCACUUAGUGGGAGAGGAAGGGCAAGACUCAGCCGAUGAAGGAGGUGUUGCUGCCGAACGCAACUUCGAUAGAUACAUGCGUGGAGAAAUCGAGUAUAACGAGUAUAUGCGCUUGACUGGUGGACAAACUGUUGAAGAAGAAUUAGAAGAAGGUCAUUUGGAGGAUGAAGAGGAUGAGGAAAAUGAUAUUGAUGACGAAGAUGAUGAAGAAGACAUCACUGGGGAUGAUACCUGCGAUGAAAUGGCUGUUAAGAGAGAAGUAGGAUCUUUCGAUGUCGUCAAAAGAGAGAGAUAUCAAGAGCCAACGGAUGAAUAUAUCACCCCCAGUUCUAAAGCCAGUGAACUUCCUGCUCAUGUAAGGCAUAUAAUGAAUGAGGUUGUCAAUGAAGACGCCAAUCAUGAGGUUAUGGCUCCAAGUCGAUCGGAAAGGGAACGAAUCCCUAGAAAGUUGAGUAAAACAAUGGAUGCCUUAUUGGGUCAAGCAAAUCUUAUAUAUGCUCGUGGUCAAACAAAAGAAGCCUUGACUAUGCUUCUCGAGGUUAUUCGACAAGAGCCUAGAAAUGCAAUCCCUUAUCAACAAGUCUCAGACAUAUAUGGAGAAUUGGGAGAUCAAGAAAAGAGUUUACAAUAUGGUCUACUAUCAGCGCAUCUGGACACUCGUACUUCAGCUGAAACUUGGUCGAGGUGGGGAGAGUUGUCCAAAGAGUUAAAACUCCUACAAGAGUCUGCGGCUUGUUUCGGCAGGGCAAUUAGGGUAGAACCUCAGAACUGGCAUCACUAUGAAAAGCGAAUUGAAUGCCUGGAUGAGUUAGGUCUCAGGCCCAUUUCUAUGAAAACAAGAUUACAAGCAGCUCAGAUGAUUAGUCAUCAGGAUACUGGUUUGGACUUCGAAUGGUUUCACUCUUUGAUUAAAGCUGUUGCACAAUACUACAUAAUGAUCAACGAUGAGGACAGAGCCAUCUCUGCUUUAGAAGCUUUCGUGUUGAGGAGUAAAGAGUUCGGAAAAACUGCGGAUGGCCAGCAUGAAACUCUAAUUGGGAUGUGGAUGUCGAAAAAUAGAUAUACAGAAGCUGCCAAGUCUAUCCUAGCUCUGUGUGAAGGAAUUCGAGUGCUCUCUCCCGAACAGGAAGAGAAUGUUUUGAAUAUCACUCUAUCCAACGGCACAUAUGCUGUAGAUCCUUUCCCACCUCCAGAGAAGUCGGUCUUCUCUCUCGAUGAAAACUUCAGUAUUAUAACCCUUACUCGUCUCAUAGUUUGUUUCAUUGGAAUUGAUCAGAUUGGAUUAGCUUCAAGUUUGAAAGAACUCUUACUAGCACGAAACUUGUCCAGGAAAGGAGAAGAGCCAUAUAUCCUAGAUGUUGCAAGAGCUUAUUACAAUGUUGAAGCGUUCAAAGUGUGCAAGGUUUUCCUAGAGCAGUUGCAAGAGUGGCAUAAUUUGUAUGAAAACGAUGAACUAUGGUUCAUAUAUGGAAACACGCUUUCUGUGUUACGAGAUAAUGGCGCAAUGGAAGCCUUCGAAAGGGCUCUGCAGCUUAAUCCUUCCCAUGUAGAUGCUCGUAUCAAUCUCUCUACUCUGCAGCAGAAGGCUGGUGACACGGAGAAAGCGUUGGAAACCUUACAAGGAUAUGAUCUUGAUACGUGCACUCACCUUCCGGAUGAGCGUUUACUUAUAAGGCAAGCAGAUGUGUUAUUUGAACAAAAAAAGACUGAUCAGUUUGUUCGAUGUGUGCGGAUGCUACUAACCCCUCAUUUCUACGAAAUCCACAGACAGCCAGAUCUCCUGCAUAAACGUAGGCAAAGUAAAACGAUAUCAGGAAUCCAGCUUAGCAACACUUUGAGAGUGGUUGCAAUGAAUACAAUUCAAAAUUCAAGCUUUGAGAAGUUUGUCAAAAGGUUGGGCUCGAUCGCUGCCAAGGAAGGCAGAUGUACUGAUGACAUUGAUCCUAUCAUGCUACAUGACUACUGCUUGAAAUUGAUAGAGUGCUUCAUGAGUGUAGAGAAGUAUCAUGACAUGUUGAUAGUAUGUUGUUAUGCCUUCCUUCAACCUCGCUUGAACAAAUUCAAAAAGUCAUCGAACUUCCAAAACAUUCUUUAUUUCGCAGCCAUCAAAGCAAACAGUUGGGCUUUGGCUUUUGAAUAUGUCAGAUGGUUCCACACAAUUAUGAACUCACCUAAUGGAAGCCACGUUGUGGCAAUAGAGAAAAAAGAUAUUCUUCACAAACGGAUCUUUAAUGCCAUGAACUAUGUCUUUUGUCAUUCUCAGAACGUUUCCUACCAUAGAUAUAUCAUGAGAGCAUUGGCAAAGACUCCGGAGAACCAAGCAUUGCAGACGAUUUCUGGAAACAACUCAUUAAUCACUGGCACAUAUCGCCAUGCCUUAGGAGAGUACUUACGAGUGUGGAGUACAGAUAAAAAAAAUCCCCUAAUAUCACUUUUACUAGCACUUACCUUUACACACAUGUCAUGUAAGAAAGACUUGAGUAGCAGACAUAUGAUCGCUGUCAGGGCUAUUGGGUUCAUGAAAGUUUAUCAGAAGAAUAGGACUUGUCAACAAGAAGUAUAUUACAAUAUUGCCCGGAUGUUUCAUCAAAUGUCUAUAACACCCAUUGCCAUACACUACUACGAAAAAGUAUUAAGCGAACCUUCACCUAUUAUCAGUAUUAUUGAUGAGGAAGGAAAUGAGAAGUUCGAACGCGUGAAAAGAUAUAAUUUGGAGAAGCUUGCUGCUCACAACUUGGCCUUGAUAUACAGGAGUAGUGGGAAUGACUAUUUAGCACGCAAAAUGUACGAACAGUAUGUUGUUAUAUAA
Molecule: messenger RNA, 2934 nt
Organism: Auanema sp. JU1783
Lineage: Eukaryota; Metazoa; Nematoda; Chromadorea; Rhabditida; Rhabditidae
Source: the annotation of a GenBank genome assembly